AUGGAUAUGAAAAAUAUAUAUUUACCGAAAGGUAUAAGACUACCUUGUAAAUUAAAAUGGACUGUGGAUAAUAAUUCAAUGGUUAGUUCUAAUCAGAUUAUAGCUUUUAUAAUUGAAGAGAAUAAAGAAGUAUUCACGGGAGAGGAGAAUCAGGAGGUGGAACCUUCUAUUAAGGAAGAAUACAUUAAAGACGAAAAUAAUAAUAACAAGAAUAAUGUUGAUAAUAAUAAUAUUGAGAAUAAAAAAGGAAAUGAUAUAUUAUUUAAACAAGAUAAUUACAAUGAAAUAAAUAAUAAACAGAUAUGUUUAAAAGAUGAACAUAUUGUAAAGGAUAUUAAUUCAACUACUUUUAAUCAAAAUAUAAAUAAUUUACAUGACGACUCUAAUAAAACGGAAGAAAAUAAUUCUUCGCCAGAUAAUAAUAAUCAUAAUGAGAAUAAUAAUGAUUUUAUAAAGGAUAAAAAUAUACUUACAAAUGAUGAUAAGAACAAGAACAUUAUUAAUGAUAAUGAUGUGCAGAGUGAUCAUAAAAAUAAUAAUGUGAAAAAAAAAGAGGAUACAAAUGUUAUUAGUUUGGAUUCAAAAUAUAAUGAAAAGAAAAAUGUAAUAAAUUUUAUUUUAAAUAAUAGAAAAAAUUUCGAAAUAAAAAAUAAUCCUAUUGUUUUAAGAAGUAAUAAUAAUGGGAAAAUAAAUAUUUUAAAAAAUGAUGAUAAUCAAGAAUAUAUAUAUAUUAAUAAUGAAAAUGAAUUAUUAUGUGAAGUUAUAGAUGUCAAAUGUAAUCAUGAAAUAAUAUUCUCAGGAAUUUGUACAAAUUGUCUUUUAAAUCAAGAAGAAAUUAAUAAAAGUGAAGAACAAAAAUAUUUUGUUACUCCUAGUUUCUUACCUGGACAAAAUGAAUUAUAUAUAAAUACUGAUAAAGCCAUUGAUUUAGAAAAAGAAAGAAUGAGAACCAUUAUAAAUAAAAAAAAACUUUGCUUAGUUCUAGAUUUAGAUAAUACACUUUUACAUGCAUCAUUUUCUUUAUUAUCGGUUAAUGUGAAUAGUGAUAUAAUAAAUAUUACUACGGAUAUUAAUAAUGGUAUUUUAGAAAAUGAAAUAAAUUAUAUAGAAGAAUUAAAUGCCCAAGUAGUAUCUAAUGCCAGCAAUUCGGAUGAUACAAAAUCGAACACAAAAAAUAAGAAAGCUUCUCCCCUUGUAUGUAAAUUGAAUAAUGAAAAAAUUUUGUCUAUGAAUAAUAAAAAUAAGAUUGAACAUGAGAAUACACAAAAUUAUAUGGAUAGAAAUGAUAUGCAAAAUAUAAAUAUAAAUGUGAAUAAUAAUAAUAAUAAUAAUAAUAAUAAUAAUUACAAUAAUAAUAAUAAUUACAAUAAUAAUAAUAAUUACAAUAAUAAUAAUAAUUACAAUAAUAAUAAUAAUUACAAUAAUAAUAGUAAUAAAGAGGAUGAUGCCCUAAUCAAUGAAGACAUAAUAUAUCCCCACUUUUGUAAAAAUAAAAACUCAAUCGAAAUGUACCCCAAAAUUGAAGAUAUAAAAGCGUCAUAUCAAAAUUAUUGUGAAUUUUUAGAAAAGGUAAAUACCAUAAAUUUAUUAAAACAUAAAGGGAAAUAUAUACACUAUGAAGAUUUUAAUGACAAUCAGAUUAAAAGGAAAAUUGAAAAAUUAGAAUCUAGUAUUCUAAAAACAAAUGUAAAAUAUCAAAAAGGAGCUUAUAUUAUUUACUAUAAACUAAGACCAGGAGUAAUUGAAUUUUUAAGAACAAUGAGUGAAAAAUAUGAAAUAUAUUUAUAUACUAUGGGGACAUUAGAACAUGCAAAAUCAUGUUUAUUUUUAUUAGAUCCCCUUAGGAAAUUUUUUGGAAAUAGAGUAUUUUCUAGAAAGGAUUGUUUAAAUAGCUUGAAACAUUUAAAUAAAAUAUUACCUACAUAUCGUAGUGUAUCUAUAUGUAUAGACGAUAGUGAUUAUAUAUGGAAAGAAAAUAGUUCUUGUAUAAAAGUACAUGGAUAUAAUUAUUUUCCUGAUAUUAACUUUUUUGAAGAUAUUAAGAGAGCUCCAUAUUUCUUAACCAAAUUUUUUACUUUUGCUCAGUCCUAUUUAAAUUUCACAUCAAAUAUAUAUCGUUUUAUUAAUUUCAAAUGUAGUGAACAUGAAGAAUUUUUAAAAUAUUGUAAAAAUAAUAUCAUGUUAUAUAAUAUGAAAAAUCAGGUCCAUUUCUCCAAUGUGGAGACAACACAUAACAGUAAUAAUUAUGACGGACAAAUAAAGGAAGAUGUAUAUUGUACUACAGAAAAUAAUGAAGUGGAGAAAAAUGAAUUAUUACCAAGUAUGAAAACAAAUACAUUUAUUGAACCAUUAGAAAUAAAAAAUAAAAAUGAGCAUGAAACAUCCUUAAAUAGGAACAAUUCCUUAAAUAUUAAUAAUGAAUUUGUGGAAAUUAAUGAUAACAAUUUUAUAGAUUUGGAUAAAGAAUUUGAAACGGAUAAUGAAAGUGAUCUAGAUUUGGAGGAUGACGAAGGAGAUGAUAUAAUAGAUAUGUAUAAUAUUAACAAUAAUAAUAAUAAUAAUAUUAUUAAUAGUUAUAACGAUACAUACCAUUUAGAUACAAGAAAUGAUUUGAUAGAAUUAUUUGACGAAUCAUAUAAUUAUGACAAAGAAAAUAUUUUAGAAGAUAACAGUAAUUAUUUAGAUAAACAAAAUGAUAUAUAUGAUAAUAAGGAUAAAACUUUAAGAAAAGAAAUAGAACCAUUACAAUCAUUAUCAUAUGAUGAAGAUAAUAUAAUUUAUGAUGAAAAUAUAAUUCUUCAAACAGUAGAAAAUGGAAUUAUUGAAAAUAAUAAUGUUAAUUUGACGUAUGAAGAAAAUAAAAUAUCUUUUGAAAAGGAAGAAGAAACAAAUGAAAAUGUGUUAAAAAAUAAUACCAACUUAUUAGAAGUAAAUAAAUCAAUUAAUAAAAAAAAGAAAAAAAAAAAAUGUAAAAAAAAUAAUCAAAUAAUAAAUAGUGAUAUAAAUACACCAUUUUUACGAAAUGAUACAAAAAAUUAUGUGCAACCAAUUCCUUUGUUAAAAAAAUCGGUUCAUAGAAAUAUAUCACAUGAAGAUGAAAUUAUUUUAAAAUUUAUAUCUGAAGAAAAUUUCAGAAGAUAUGAAAAAUAUGUUCUAGAUUUCUUAUCUAACUACUUUGAAAAAAACGAAAACCAUACAAUGAAAAGUCAAGAGUCCUCUCAAGUGAUUGAAGAGGAACAUGUAGAAAGUUCAAAAUGUGAAGUAACUAAUGAAGAUGCUCCUAGUGACGAAGAUAUAUCUUAUGAAGAUGAUUUUGAAGGAGAAUUUGUAAAUCUAAAAGAUCAAGAGGAUGAAAUACAUAUGUUUUUAGAUGAUGAUUUUGAGGGUGAAUUUGUAUAUUUGAAAGAUGAUAAAAAUGAUGAAGAUUAUACAUAUAUGGAUGAUUAUAUGGAUGGUAAAUAUUCAAAUGUCAAACAUCAAAAAGAUGAAGAACGUAUAUAUAUAAAAGAUGAAAAAAAUAAACAAGAGAUUGAAAAUAAUAAAAAUAAUAAAAAUAAUAAAAAUAAUAAAAAUAAUAAAAAUACCUAUAAAAAAAAUUCUGAUAAAAAUGAUAAUCCUCGUAAUGAUUUAAAAAAAUAUCGAAUGAAAGUUAAAAAAAAAAUUGUAAAAAAAAUUAAUAAAAAUUCAAAUGUUAAAAUAUACAAAAGUUCAAAACAUGUGAACGAAGUCAAUAAUAAUACUUUAACAAAUAAUAAUGAAGUAAAACAAAACAAUGAAUAUUAUGAAUCUUUCUUUAUUCCAAAAAAUUUAACAGAAUUCAAUUUCAAAGAUAAUGAUAAACAAUUAUAUUAUUUAAUGUCAUUAUUAAAUGAAAUACAUGAUAUUUUUUACAUAAUGUUAGAACAAUUUAAACGAAAAGAAACAAAUGACGAAAAUAGAGAUGAUCAAAUAUAUAACUAUUUUUUAAGAUAUCCUGUUGUGCGUACGAUAUUGACUCAAUAUCGAAAACAAGUUUUAAAGGGUUUCACGUUCAAUAUAAGCUUAUUAUCAGAUGACAUUAAACGAAGCGAUUUUAUGGAUAACAUUGUAAAAUUCGGUGGACUUAUUAACAACCAAGACUACAAUCAUUUAUUAACUGUUAAUACUUUUAUAGAAAAUGAAAAUAUUAAAAAUGUGAGCACAUCUAAUUUGAUGUGGCUCGAAAGAGCCCUUUAUACUUGGAAAAGUACCAAUCCAAAGUAUUAUGACAUGAAAACAUGGGAAAAAUUGCAUCGGAAUUUUUGGGAUGUCAUUGAAUAUGAAGAAAAUAAAAAAUAA
Messenger RNA from Plasmodium falciparum 3D7, 4317 nucleotides. It is a transcript of the gene NIF4, whose product is annotated as putative NLI interacting factor-like phosphatase. The record is from RefSeq and is a predicted model, not a curated record. NCBI's taxonomy places the organism in Eukaryota, Apicomplexa, Aconoidasida, Haemosporida, Plasmodiidae. Gene Ontology annotation, molecular function: protein serine/threonine phosphatase activity; RNA polymerase II CTD heptapeptide repeat phosphatase activity. Gene Ontology annotation, biological process: regulation of transcription by RNA polymerase II. Gene Ontology annotation, cellular component: nucleus.